Molecule: messenger RNA, 858 nt
Organism: Diaporthe citri
Lineage: Eukaryota; Fungi; Ascomycota; Sordariomycetes; Diaporthales; Diaporthaceae
Exons: 1
Coding region: 1-858 (285 amino acids)
Source: RefSeq, a predicted model, not a curated record
AUGCGGAAUGGUGCUGCUCAACCCACAGGCACGCCUGCUCGCGCCCCUCAAAGGCAAAGUAUCACCCCUAGUGAAUUAAUUCCGGGACCCUCGUCGCUCCCUUUCCGAGGUCUUCCAUCUGCCAAGGACAACUCCCAGCAGAAGGACCAACAAAGACGUGGCCCGGCGCGACAAGGUCGCAUCAUGCAGACCGUUGAGAAGCCGCCUGAGGAGUUCCUCAACGCCAGGAAUCAACCCCGGAAUGGCCCCUCUUCCAGUCACUUGAGGCCGGCCACUCCCGGCCCGUCCUCCCGUCGAACUGCGCCCCCACAGCCCUCCCCUGGAAUUUCCGCGACCCCACGGGCUGUGUCCGUAAUGCCAUGCCCUGUCCCUGGAAGCCAAGAUUCUCCAAAGAGCGUGUCGCGGUCACGAGGGAAGAGGACCUUCCAUGAGAUGGAGGACACAGACUCGAGCUCAAAGGCAGAGGAAUGGGAGAGGAUGCUGGAGAGAUUCAAGAGUCAUGAGAAGGAGAUGGAGCAGCAAAGAGCCCAGCUGGAGGACACGAAGCGGCUGCUUGCCGAGCAGAAGACUCGGAUCGAUGAUCUUGAGCAGCGGCGACGGGCUGAGGAGCUCCUACGAAACCCUGAUAUGGGCACGCGGACUGAAGAGCGAGAUGUCGCUCCUCCCCACGAGGCUGUCCCUCGGGACCUUGAUCCUCCCCCUGUGACUGUUGCUCGAGAUGGUGCUACUCCCGCAGUGGCUGUCCCUCGAGACGUUGCUCCUCCUCCGCUAAUGCCCAAGCUGUUGCUCCCCGUCGUGUUUCUAGUCGCCAAGCUCAAAGAAGGGAGGAACGAAGACGACGCAAUGCCUCCCAGAUAA